AUGAGAAUGGAGGAACAGACUUGCGACUGCAAGAGAGUAACCGUAACGGUGACCGACCAACGUACCGGCGACACAAUCUGCACAGAGUGUGGCAUCGUCCUCGAAGCUUUCCUCGUCGACGACCGAGAAGAAUGGAGAACUUUCGCCAACGACGAUAACAGCGACAAAGACCCAAACCGCGUCGGUGGUCCAACCAAUCCUCUCCUAAAAUCCGGCGGUCUCGGCACAGUCAUCUUCGACAAACGCAAAGAAACCAUCUCCAAGGACGACUUAUCCGUUUUGUGCAGGACACAGAACCUCGUCAAGAACCAAGAAGAAGACUUGUUCGUGAAAGCCUGCGCGGAGAUCAAGAGAAUGACAGACGCUCUUGACCUAAUAAGCGGCGUCGAGUUUAGGGCUUGUGAGAUUAUCUCCAAGUUAGACGGUGACAGUAACAAGAAGAGGCUACGCAGAGGGAAAGAGCUGAUUGCUCUCUGUGCUGCUUCUGUUUCAAUGGCUUGUCGUGAGCUGAAACUCUCGAGGACGCUGAAAGAGAUCUCCACGGUGGUUAAUGGCGUGUAUAUGAAGGAUAUAAGAAAAGCGGGUAUGUCGAUAAAACGUCUUCUUGGGUCGGAGCAACCCGAGGCUGCUCCUCUUCCUCAGGUGAUUAUAAACACAGGAGAGCUUGUUCGAAGAUUCUGUUCAAAACUUAGUCUAAGCCAGAGAGAGACGACGGCGAUCAGAGAAGCAGUUGAGAAAGCUGAGAAUUUUGAUAUCAGAAGAAACCCUAAGUCGGUUCUUGCUGCUAUUAUCUUCAUGGUCUCUCAGUUGUCUCUGACCAAAAUGACACCUAUUCGAGAGAUUGCGUUCGUUUCGGAAGUCGUGGAGAAUACGAUCAAGAACUCGGUUAAGGAUAUGUACCCUUACGCUUUGAAGAUUAUACCUAAUUGGUAUGCUUCUGAAGAAGACAUCAUCAAGAGGCUAGGAGAUAUCAUAGCUUCUUUGGAUUCCGCAAAACUUUAG
Molecule: messenger RNA, 1002 nt
Organism: Eutrema salsugineum
Lineage: Eukaryota; Viridiplantae; Streptophyta; Magnoliopsida; Brassicales; Brassicaceae
Product: plant-specific TFIIB-related protein 2
Exons: 2
Coding region: 1-1002 (333 amino acids)
Biological process (GO): DNA-templated transcription initiation; transcription preinitiation complex assembly
Cellular component (GO): nucleus; transcription preinitiation complex
Molecular function (GO): TBP-class protein binding
Source: RefSeq, a predicted model, not a curated record